GUCCAACGCACUUAAUAAACUAUGUUAAUGACCGGUCACUUUUAUCCUCGUUGCAUACAUAAUUACAGACCACACAACCGCAUUAAUCGGGGAACAUGUGAAGUGUGAGUUUGAUACGAGAUUAUAUACUGAUACUGAUCACACUGUCAACUCAACCCACCAUCACGCGAUACUCCUAACACGCCCACCUACGCACAAGGCAGAUCGGUUCAUUUAAUGACCUUUAGAACAGCGAAGACUACUUUCUGACAGGCAGUGGUCAUAUGUUCUCUCGCAGAGCGCCAGCGCUAUCUACAGUUCCUAUGACUAUGUUUCAGGAGGACUAAAACACCAGUCUUGUCCACAAUGUCGAAGGAGGAGGAACAGGAGCCGCUCCUUGGGGAGGUGGACCCCAAGCCCAAGUCGUUCGUAAAGGCCAUGAUUCUGUGUGGGGUAAUGAUGAUUCUGUACAUGUCUGGCUUGAUCUCCCUCGUUCCGCUCCUCAGCCAGUAUAUACGGGUCAGAGUAGCUGAGAGUUACUCCAACAACACCAACGGUAGCGUCGGCGCUGAUGACGUCUGCAAAAGAAAUAACAGUGACGACAACGUAAGACUUGGAAUCAAAAUCCAAGAAGAGGCGUCAGAACUUAUGCUUUUUAUUAUGCUACCGGGUUCGAUUGUCUCAAUCUUUGUCAACCUCCUUCUGGGGUCCUACUCUGAUUUUCUGGGUAGAAGAUUCCUGUUUUUUGUACCAACUUUUGGAGCAACCCUGAAAGCAACGUUCAUGUGCUUCAUCAUUGGCUUCAAUAUGUCUCUUAAUUGGGCCUAUCUUGCGUACCUUUUGGAAGGAUGUACCGGAGGAUUUACUGCCUUUCUGUUAGCCGUGUUUGCAUACACUGCCGACGUCACAACCCCUGGAAGGAAGCGUACUUUCAUGAUAGCUCUCAUGGAGGGAAUCUUAGCUGUUGCCGGUGCAGUUGGACAGCUGGCUGUUGGUUUUAUCAUUGAGGAUGUAAGCUACCUAUUCGCUGCGAUAAUGGUUGCUGCCAUCUUUGGUAUCGCACUUCUCGUGGUCGUGACAGUGCUGCCUGAAACUAUGACCAACAAAAUGGAGAAACAGUGGUCUCCGCUGCCACACGUUAAGAAGGUUUUUGGAUUCUUCUUCACACGUGGCUCAGGCAAACAGAGAGCUAUGUAUAUACUAGCUUUGCUUAUAUUUUAUUUUGGAGUAAUUGUCAAUCUGGGUCGGACUUCAGUAGAAACUCUGUAUCAGUUAGACAGGCCGUUUUGUUGGAGCCCUUUGAAAAUCGGCUACUAUGGUGCUAUCAAACUGUCCUUCACCGUCGCAUGUAGCGUCAUUGGACUGAAGCUUCUGCAGCCUUGCUUCCGGGAUAUGACAAUUGCCUUGAUAGGACUAGCAUUCGGAGCAGCAUCCUUCGUGAUGGAGGGACUGGCCGUCAACGAUUGGAUGCUUUAUUCGGUGCCAGUGAUCGGAUUCAUAGCCUUCAAUGUUGUUCCCGUCAGCAGGGCAACGAUGUCCAAAAUGACCUCUCCACUAGAACAAGGUGCCUUAUUCUCUAGUAUUGCUGCCAUGGAAACAAUCUGCAACACCAUGUCCAACACUCUCUACAACGCCGUUUAUCAGAGUACUGUAGGAGUGUUCAGAGGGGCCGUGUUUAUAAUGAUGGCAGGGUUUGGUGUCCUCACUGCUGGUUUGAUCGUGGUCUUCCUCUGCAUCUCUCGGGACAGCGGGGACCUUGUCUACGAGGUAACAGUUCCUCCACCCAGUGAAGGCGUGACUGUGAACAAGGAGGCGACGUCAUCGGUCCCACAUACGUGUACAGACACGACAAGCAAUGGAUGAAACUGAGACACAUGCACGUGCCCAACACUCGCAAUGCACGAAGAAGUUAGUGAAGAUCUCAUAAACAUAAAACUGUUUUCUGGGUCAUAUUUCUGGAUCUGAAAUGACGUAACUCUUUCAUCAUUUUGGACAUUUGUAAAAAUGAACUACCAGUAUGGAGGCCUAUGUGCCUUGACCCAGGGUGUAUUCCCUACACACUCACACUCACGUAACGCGAUUCGAGCGCGUGGCUUCAGUGAGACAAGAGAACACUUCAACCACUAACCGACCUUACCGGUAAAGACACAAGCCAAUACUGUUGAUGUUGUAGUGUACAAAAACAACAACACAAGAAUUACAACAACAAACCCCCAACCCACCACACCCUAUCCCCACCCUUAAAAAAAAAAAGAAAAAGCCAACAAAAAACAGCUAGCAAAGCUUUCCAUUAGGCAUCGAUGGGUUUCUUUGUGUUUUGUUGUUGUUUGGUUUUGUUACCGAUGCCACGCAGCAGUAUUCCAGCUAUAUAACCGUUGGCUGUAAAUAACCGAGUUUGGGCAGCACAAUCCAGUGCAGUAAUCUAUCAUGUCGGGGUCCGAUUACUUGCAAUCAACCAAUUAUUGAGCUUGACCGCCGGACCGCUUCAGCUGUUUUUUUUAUAAUUUGAACACGAGCCCUAGCUCUCAGUAUAUAUAUAUACACACACACAAAAGACAAAAGUCUGAAGAUCCUUUGUACAGAUAUAAUUUCUUCAUUUCUUUUCUUAAAUAUAUUAGCUCUCAGUGAUCUGUGCGUGUGUGUGUGUGCACGUGUGUGUGUGUGUGUAUAUAUAUAUAUUAUACAUUUUCUCUGGGUUACGUCGCUGAGUCUCUUACCAACAGAGGCUUCCCUAAGUGGGUUCGGCCAAUGACAGUGUGUUAGCAUUGUGCUAAUCCCGAAGUUGUGGGACAGAAUCCAGGAUUGGAUUCAACCUCCAAAAUAUAUAGGAUUUUGUAUUUUACUAAAAAGGCGUAAGCCCAAAUGUAACAGUACACUUUGACUACUUUCUCAAGGGACUGUGAAGCAAUGACUUGUGAAGAAUUGUGGAGUCCAAUUUGCUUCAAGAAGAGUCGUGCUACUGUGUGGCACAGUUGUUUACUGAGCUUGCUACGGAGAAACAAUUUGUCCCGAGGUUUCACAAACCAAAAAUGAAUCGAACUCUACACAUCGGGAUGACAACACUGUACCUGUUUACCACAGCUUUGUUCUUUGUGAAUGGUUUCAGUAUUAUUACAUGGUCCUUUGAAGUAAUUUACAUACAUGUAUGCAUUAUAGUUUGGUAUUUAAUAAAAUGACACAUACGGUAUAUUUUGAUGCUGGUUUCGUGAAGUUAACUAAUAAGUUAUAUACAGUGGUAUAUAACGUGUGCUUCUGCAACAAUCUCACAACAUAAUUUUCUGCAUGUUGUUGUUUGAGUUGGCAUAUGUUAGAUGUUUUUUUGUCCCAAAUUAUCAUCAUGUAUAAUGUAUGAUAUUCACGCAUUCCGCAAUAAAGAAUAACUCCAGUU
Messenger RNA from Haliotis rubra (blacklip abalone), 3367 nucleotides. Its product is annotated as solute carrier family 46 member 3-like. Gene Ontology annotation, biological process: transmembrane transport. Gene Ontology annotation, molecular function: transmembrane transporter activity. The coding region runs from base 346 to 1842 and encodes 498 amino acids. Lineage: Eukaryota; Metazoa; Mollusca; Gastropoda; Lepetellida; Haliotidae. Gene Ontology annotation, cellular component: membrane. The transcript is spliced from 4 exons. The record is from RefSeq and is a predicted model, not a curated record.